AUGGUAGUAAGAUCAUUGCUUCGGGUAUCCAGACUCACUUCAGCUAGUUGUAGACACGCAUCGUUAGCAGUAUCUUCAACUCCAAAACCCUAUAUUCCAUCAGUCACUGGAGUUCAGAAAUCAAUGCCAUUUGAUAAUCUAUUAGAACAAUAUUCUCGUGUUCAUUGGGAUGACUCUGUCACAUAUGAUGAUCCAAAUGUGCAGAAACUUUUCAAAUCAUUGAUGAGCGGAAGUCGAGCUGCCCUGGCUUCUGCAAUCACACUAGUUGAAUCUCGCCAUCCGACAAAAAGAGCACAAGGAAAUAUGUUGUUGAAGAUGGUUUUAGAUGAAGAACGAGAGAAAUACAAGAAAUUCGGGAGAGAUUCUAUGAUAUUUCGAGUAGGAAUCUCUGGUAGUCCAGGAGUAGGAAAGUCGUCUUUCAUUGAAGCAUUAGGAGCAGAAUUAACCGAAAAUCGAGGAAAGAAAGUUGCAGUUUUAACAAUUGAUCCCACUAGUGCCAUGACGGGAGGAUCUGUUCUUGGAGAUCUUACAAGAAUGCAAGAAUUAUCUCGUAAUCCCAAAGCCUACAUUCGUCAAUCACCAACUUCUGGAUCGCUCGGUGGUGUCACUCGUGGAAUUCAUGAAGCUGUGAUCCUCUGCGAAGGUGCUGGAUACGAUAUUGUUAUCAUUGAGACUGUUGGAGUAGGUCAAUCUGAAACAUCCGUUUCCGAUAUGUGUGAUAUGAUGUGUCUUCUGUUGUCACCUGCUCAUGGAGAUGAAUUGCAAGGUGUUAAACGAGGUAUUAUGGAGAUGAGUGAUUUGUUGGUUGUGACGAAAGAUGAUGGAGAUUUGAAAGCGAAAGCCAAGAUGACACAGGCUGAAUACAUUUCCGCGUUGAAAUUCAUGCGACCACGACUCGAUGUAUGGCGUCCAAAAGUUAUGAGAUCCUCAAUUAUGGAUAAAGAAUCUGUAUCAGAAGUUUGUUCGAGUUUGUACGAAUUCUGGGAUACAAUCGGAGAAUCAGGAGAUUUGGAAAGAAGGCGACAGGAUCAAAUGAAAAAAUGGAUGUGGAAUCAUGUUAAAGACGAAAUUAUGUCCGUUUUCCAAAAGCAUCCGAAAAUAGCACAUUUGGCACCGAAACUGGAAAAUGAAAUUCGAAGUGGAAAAAUCACCCCUGGUCUGGCUGCAGAAACAAUGAUCAGAACGUUCUUCGGCGUCUAGGCAACUCCUCAUUUUUACCCCUUUAUAACUCUACAUUUGUAAACCACCUGUUCAAUUGCAAUUUUUUAUUGUAUUUUCUCGAGACUCACCAGUGUUUAAUGUAUUCAUUAGAUCCAAUGUAUUUAGACUUUUUUUUUGUGAAUUUUCAAAACUAGCCAAUCUUCUAGCCAUAAAUUACAAACAUAACGGGAUAAAUAAAGAAUAUUAAAUAUUACCCGA
Caenorhabditis elegans is the source of this 1419-nucleotide messenger RNA. It is a transcript of the gene mmaa-1, whose product is annotated as Methylmalonic aciduria type A homolog, mitochondrial. The transcript is spliced from 3 exons. Gene Ontology annotation, cellular component: mitochondrion. The record is from RefSeq and is marked reviewed. Gene Ontology annotation, molecular function: GTP binding; GTPase activity. Lineage: Eukaryota; Metazoa; Nematoda; Chromadorea; Rhabditida; Rhabditidae. The coding region runs from base 1 to 1200 and encodes 399 amino acids.